Messenger RNA from Bipolaris sorokiniana ND90Pr, 505 nucleotides. RefSeq lists its product as uncharacterized. NCBI's taxonomy places the organism in Eukaryota, Fungi, Ascomycota, Dothideomycetes, Pleosporales, Pleosporaceae. Bases 188 to 493 code for a protein of 101 amino acids. The transcript has a single exon. The record is from RefSeq and is a predicted model, not a curated record.
ACCUCCUCUGCUCGUCAUCACCGCCAUCCAUCCAUCGCCAAGUCAUCAUCACCAUGCACCCGCCCAUGCCUUCAAUGCACCGCUCCUGCUGUUGCCCAUUGUUGCUGCUGCAUCACGCCGCACGCACAUUGCACAGCCUGGCGGCGUCGUGGGGGCGAGAGCAGUUUGCGGUGCUGGACUGAUCAUCAUGGCAGCUUUGCUGGUGCCUACGAGUACCAGCCAUGACGACGCACUGACCCGGAUUGAGCCAAGGCCCAAACCCCAGCCCGUCCACUCGACCCCCUCGCCUCAUUUGCCGUCCUCUGGCCACCUUGCAACGGCGCAACGCGAAAAGAUGAAAUUUUCCACAGCAGCACGACCUGAUGCCUUUUGCUACCUCCCUGCUCAGCUGCAAUGCUGCCGCGACCUACACCCUCUCCAGUCUGCUCAAUCCCCUUGCGACUGGUGCGACGGCCUGCGCCUCCCCCUGCUUUGUUGCCGCGUGUCACUCUGACAGCAGCGCAUG